Kuraishia capsulata CBS 1993 is the source of this 525-nucleotide messenger RNA. RefSeq lists its product as uncharacterized. The transcript is spliced from 2 exons. The record is from RefSeq and is a predicted model, not a curated record. Lineage: Eukaryota; Fungi; Ascomycota; Pichiomycetes; Pichiales; Pichiaceae. Gene Ontology annotation, molecular function: structural constituent of ribosome; mRNA binding. Gene Ontology annotation, cellular component: mitochondrial large ribosomal subunit; ribosome. The coding region runs from base 1 to 525 and encodes 174 amino acids. Gene Ontology annotation, biological process: translation; negative regulation of translation.
AUGUCGAACAAAAUCGGAAAUACGGCUAUCUCGUUCGCCAGAGUAUGGCACCAUGUCGACAUAUCAGAGGACCCCAGGACGAUGGGUCGUAUAGCUACCCAGGUGGCCAUAGCGCUUAUGGGAAAACACAAGCCUAUUUAUCACGAGACCCAGGAUGUUGGAGACUACGUUGUGGUGUCGAACUGCUCGCAUCUCAAAAUCACCAAUCCGGAAUCUAAGACCUACUUCUCACACACCACCAGACCAGGUUCUGCCAAACACACGCCGCUUGCCAAACUCGCGGCUGACUCGGGAUAUUCUGAGGUAUUCAGGAGAGCUGUAAGCAAGAUGUUGCCCAAGAACAAGCACCGUUGGUCGAGACUGGCCAGAUUGAAGUGUGUUGAUGGAAGCGAACACCCAUACAAAAAUAACCUCAUUGCGUUUGCAGACGAGCAACCCGAGGUGGUGAAGAAGUUGGCCGAGUUGGAACACAAGAAGAAGAUUCAGGCGGAAUAUGAUGAGAGGAUUGCUGGAAAGAAGUUUUAG